AUGGAGCGAUUUUGGGAACAGUGUAUUUUCAAAUAUUUGCGAGCAGAACCAGAAGACCAUUUCUUUUUGCUGACAGAGCCUCCCUUGAAUACCCCUGAGAAUCGAGAGUAUACAGCGGAGAUUAUGUUUGAAUCUUUCAAUGUUCCAGGCCUCUAUAUUGCUGUUCAAGCGGUUCUUGCGUUAGCUGCGAGUUGGUCCUCGCGUCCAGGGAAUGAACGUCCACUAACUGGAUUGGUUGUUGACUCUGGAGACGGCGUAACACAUUGUAUACCAGUUGCGGAGGGAUACGUCAUAGGAUCAUGUAUCAAGCAUAUUCCCAUUGCUGGUAGGGACAUCACUUAUUUCAUCCAACAGAUCUUGAGGGAUAGAGAGCCUACAAUCCCGUCGGAUCAGUCCUAUGAGGUGGCAAAGGCGAUCAAGGAGAGGUACUGCUAUGUUUGUCCGGAUAUUCUCAAAGAAUUUAUAAAAUACGAUACCGAUGGUUCAAAGUGGUUGAAGACCUAUCACGGUAUCAAUAAUAUCACCAAGAAGGAAUUCGUCGUCGAUGUAGGAUACGAGCGCUUCCUUGGUCCCUGA
Molecule: messenger RNA, 576 nt
Organism: Ostertagia ostertagi
Lineage: Eukaryota; Metazoa; Nematoda; Chromadorea; Rhabditida; Trichostrongylidae
Source: the annotation of a GenBank genome assembly